This is a messenger RNA of Saccostrea echinata, 1992 nucleotides long. Its product is annotated as proteoglycan 4-like. Lineage: Eukaryota; Metazoa; Mollusca; Bivalvia; Ostreida; Ostreidae. The transcript has 10 exons. Bases 21 to 1772 code for a protein of 583 amino acids. The record is from RefSeq and is a predicted model, not a curated record.
UUUUACCGCCUUCCUCAGACAUGUACAGGGCGGCCAUGGAGAGAGAAGCGGAGAAACUAAAAAUUACUAACGAAGUUGAAGAUAAUCACUUCAAAAUAUGGGAGGAAUUGGAAGAAAUCCCUGCCGUAGAUAGCGCUCUCCAACUGUACGAGAAAACUAAGCAAAUAUGCUCUGCGACGGAGGUGGGAUUCUCUGCUCUAGAAUGGGGAUGGAAUUUUCUAGCAGAAAGUUUGCAUAUUAAAAGACUGGCUGGCUCCAAUAUUGAUGCAGUCGUUGGAGAUAAAAUAGCCGACUUGAAAGAUUCAUACCCACUGCUUCAGAAAAGACCAGAAAAGAUAAUAAGAAAAACACGACAACGAUCAAUGAGAUAUGUAAAAAAGAAAACCCGCUCGGCUUUCAAUAAUUUUCUGGGAAAAUUCCUGAUAUUCGGACUCGACUUCAUGCUUUGGAUGACAGAGGGCCCAAUGCAACUUCUGGAACCCAGAUCCACUUCUACGUCAGAGAAACAUGUGCAGACGUCACCCAUCUCUAAAGAAUCAAGCAAAGGCCAAUUAUUGGAGGAGAAAAGUAGGGGGAAAAUCUGGGUUGACAAGAUUUCAGAUGAAGAGAAGAGUAUAUUAGAAUUGAUCAGAAGAUUUCUGCUGUUUCCGAUGUCCGUUUUUAUUUGUUUUCUGAAAGAAACAAAAAGCUUCAUAAAUGGUUCAAAACAUCAUAAAGCCACCAGCAGUGCUAGCAGACGAUCGACCCGUAACGUCACUUCCAGGACAAUGAGUCCUGAGAAGCUGGACGAGAUCUACUCCCGCAGAAAGGUAUCGCCAAAAAAGCGGCUCCCUCCCUCCUCCUUAUGGGGUAAUGUGAAGAACGCCGCCUUCCGUUUGUUUGGGAUCCCGACGAGUCACGUGAAACAGACAGACAUUAGGAGGUUCCUCACUUGUAGCAAACACAAGUCGCUGAACGAGUGCUCUCUACUGACGUGUGAACAGAAGAAGAGGAAGCACCCUGACUUUUCUGAUGAUUCCGAGGAUGACCUGACCAAUCUGGAUCUGGACAACUACUUAUCUGAGGAUGAUCCAGAUUAUGAGCCCACAGACGAGGACAGCACGGAUGAAACGAUUGACUCGGAGGAAGAGGUGUCGGAGGGGGAACUGGAAGUGGAGUCUACUAAGGAGGGGGGAUUCAAGAUGCUGAAGGAGAAAACCACCAAAGAUAAAUCAGAGGAAAAAGUACAGAUGUCCAAGGACAAAUCUGACCUGAACAAGAUCUCCGAUGAAAAGCAGGGUGAAAAAACUUCCGAUUUGAAGAAAAUGGACAGUAAUAAAACCGAUAAAUCUGUGUUGAAGCCGUCGUUUGAAAUUACAGAAACUGAUACAUCAAUAUCAAAGACAAAGGAGAAAACAGACCCAGUACCUCAAACAAAACCAGUGGAAGAAAAUCCUAAACCAGCUCAAAAAAUCGCCAUCGCUUCUGUGGCUCCUAUGCAACCGGAAAAACCAUCUCAGCGUCCUCCAUCAACAUCAAGCACACCCCCGCAACAAAUGAUGUCACCACAUGGAAACAAAAAAAAUAAGCAUGGCAAAUUUGGAGGAGGUCCCAAAACCAUCUCGUCUCCCAGCUGCCAUGUAAUUAAACAACACAGUUGCAAUCCUCAAGAAAACAAAGAGAAUACCGAAACUACAACUUCGAAAGAACUCUCUAAACAAGGAGGUGGAAAAAGUGUAUCCUUUGCUAAGGUGGCACAGGAGCCAAUGAAAAUUCACAAUACUUUCAUUUAGGAAGUCUGAAGGCAAAGAAAAAAAAAACACUAGCACCUAAUCAUUGAGUUACUGGUGAAGAAAAAAUUUGAUUCAAAUGCAUAUAAUGUGUCAGUUUCUCUAAAGAAAAUCACAUGCACCUUGUUUGCGAAUGUCCUAUUUUCUUGUAAUGUAUAAUACGUUUCUUUAUUUAUUGCGCUAUUAUGGAAUUGUUGUGUGUAAUAAAUUAAAUUAGAUUAGA